Messenger RNA from Trametes versicolor FP-101664 SS1, 1953 nucleotides. RefSeq lists its product as uncharacterized. Gene Ontology annotation, cellular component: nucleus. Bases 1 to 1953 code for a protein of 650 amino acids. The record is from RefSeq and is a predicted model, not a curated record. Gene Ontology annotation, biological process: positive regulation of transcription by RNA polymerase II. NCBI's taxonomy places the organism in Eukaryota, Fungi, Basidiomycota, Agaricomycetes, Polyporales, Polyporaceae. The transcript has 5 exons. Gene Ontology annotation, molecular function: zinc ion binding; transcription cis-regulatory region binding; DNA-binding transcription factor activity, RNA polymerase II-specific.
AUGCCCGACGCUCCUUCCAGCCCCCGCAAGGUGGUCUCCUCCGCCUCUACGCAGGCCCGAUCCCAAAAGAAGCCCGGAGCGCCCAAGCCAAAAGGCGCCGUCCGUGCUAAGUCGGGCUGCUACACCUGCAGGAUCCGUAGGAAGAAAUGCGACGAGCAGCCCAACGAUGAUGGCGCCUGCCAGACCUGCGUUCGCCUCAGGCUGCAGUGUCUCGGUUUCGGCGCGAAGCGUCCAGAGUGGAUGAGGGAGAACAACAGCGUCACUGAGCUCCGCGAGAAGAUCAAGAGUUUCCUUGCUUCGCAGGGCAUGAUCAAAGGGCACUCGGGCUCGGGCCCGCGUUCCACAGACCAGGACCCUCCCGUCCUCGUCCUCGUCGACUCCCUCCACACGUCGCCCUCGAGCCCCCCCACUCCCACCCUCUCCGCUACCUCCUCGAGCGAGGGGCCACGACCUCCCCACAACGGCAUGAACACCUCCUUCGAGCGUGCCCCUGCCCACUACACUACCAUGCCCCCGGAGCAGCAGCAGUAUGGCCACAGGCUCCCUCAUGUUGGUGGAUCAUAUUAUCCGGCGUCGACCACCAUGAAUUCCUCAAUAUCGGCUCCUACAUACCUGCCUUCGACUUACUACAACCACCCGCAUUCGCAGCUGGCGCAAUCGUACAACCUCGAUCCCAACACCUUGUCUGACGACGAUGUUGACCAUAUCGCGAGUCCGGAGAGUGCGCAAAUGCCUAUGCCCAUGGCUGUCAACGGUCUCGGUCUUUCCAUUCCGUCGGAACAAGGACGUCUCAUCCAGCACUACCUCGCCCGAGUGCUGCCAAUACAGUAUCUCCUCGCCGACGACUCCAUCAAGCACUUCAUGAUCAAGCUCAUCCAGACCAGCGCCGAGGCUCGAGACGCGGCAUGCGUGCUCUCCGCAUUGCACUUAAGCCUAAGUUACCCGGCGCAAACCACGGACGCUAACAUGAUCUUCAAUCGAGUGCAGUUGGCCGUCGCGAACCGGCGGACGCAGUACACGGAGGGCGACGCGAUGGCCGGCCUCCACAUUGUCUCCAGCUUCCUCUUCUCCGGCGGGCGCGGCGACUGGGCGUUCUGGCUCGGGAUCGCGUGCGAGUACGUGCAGGCGCUGCUCAACGCGCCGCAUUUCUACGGGCCCGAGGACGCGCUGCGCAAGUGCCCGGAGAGCACGCGGUUCAUCAUCAAGACGACGAUGUGGUUCGACGUGCUCGCGAGCGUGACGACGCAGACGGUGCCGCGCUUCCUGGAGGUGUACCGGCAGCUGUUCGCGGCGCAGGGCGCGUACAUCGGCGACCCCGCGGCGAGCGCGCCCGAGAUCUCGAUGCUGCCCGUCAUGGGCUGCGAGAACAAGAUCGUGCUCGCGAUCGCGGAGAUCUCGAACCUCGCGCACUGGAAGGAGAACCACCUGCACCGCGGCACGCUCAGCAUCCCGGACCUCGUCCACCGCGGCGCGGACAUCGAGGAGCGCCUCCUGGGCCCGUCGUCCCCGCAGCCGCUCGCGGCGGAGGUCGUGCAGCGGCGGCGGCUGACGAACGACAUCUUCCGCGCGAGCGCGAAGGUGUACCUGCACACGGUGCUGUCGGGCGACUACCCGGCGUGCCCGGAGAUCGUGAACGCGGUGACGGAGACGAUCGACGCGCUGAGCCGGAUCCCGAUGGACGCGCCGUCGGUGCACCGGAGCGUCGUGCGCAGCGUGGUGUUCGGGAUCUGCAUCAGCGGGUGCCUGACGGACGACCACCGCCAGCGCGGGUUCCUCAUCCGCAUGCUCGAGUACCAGCAGCGCGAGUCCGUGGGCAACGUCGGCGAGGUCAAGCGCCUCAUGCAGAACGUGUGGGAGCAGCGCGACGCCGAGCGCGACGCGGGGCGUUACCGGCCGACUGACUGGCGCAGGGUCAUGCGCGAGAGCAACCCCGACCUCCUCCUCCUCGUAUAG